Molecule: messenger RNA, 2101 nt
Organism: Gopherus evgoodei (Goodes thornscrub tortoise)
Lineage: Eukaryota; Metazoa; Chordata; Testudines; Testudinidae
Product: histone H2B 8
Exons: 1
Coding region: 1333-1713 (126 amino acids)
Cellular component (GO): nucleosome
Molecular function (GO): protein heterodimerization activity; DNA binding; structural constituent of chromatin
Source: RefSeq, a predicted model, not a curated record
UCCUAUUAAAAAACCAACGGCUCUUUUAAGAGCCACCCAUCCCUUCCCAAAAGGAGCUGAAACACUAGAUUCACUUACUAAUGUCAUGGUGCUUAUUCAAUGAUGCGUUCGCAUCUCGACUAGUCGCAAGAAUCACUGGGGGGGGCAAAUAAAAUGUAUGGUUAUGCAUCAUUAGGAAGGAAUAUGAAACAGCCCCUUGAGAUGGUCGUUCCUUAUACUGCGUCAUGCUGCAGUUUUACCAUCCCUGCUAGACAUCAACGUGGGGCUUAAAUCUGCUGUUAUUUAAAGUAUAUAAAAAAAUCGAACUUGGAAGCACAAGCAAACUGAAGCAGCCCUGCAUUGGAGCCGAGGAUCAUUUCUAUACAUUGCUGUUAGGGGAGUGAGCGCUAACAGCUAUCGUGUAAGGGAAGGCAAGAGUUUGUUUACGAAAGGAUAUUUACGAUCAUUACUCCUGUAUCAGCUUCAGUCUCUGUCGGGGAGGGGGCUAGAGAACGGUGUGAUAGGAAACGGCGAUUUAUAAACAAUUCACUUUCUGCCCUCUUUGAGAGUGGAUUGAAACCAGUUGUUUAAAAGUCCCACUCUAAGGAUUGGCCAGUAAUUUUGUUCUUAAGGGGGAUUCGGUGUUUCAUACUCUCCGCCCCCACAUUCGAGGUGAGCGAUCUCGAGAAAACGACAAAUUACCUCCUAAGGAAUUUUUUCUGGUUUCCAGUCAGAUUCAUGGCUCUUUGUAUAUUGUUUCUCAACGGCAAAAAUAACCUAUAAAGGAAAAUGUGUGUGUACAAUUUCUCAUUUUGUUGAUUUAAUACAAGUCUCAUAAAUAGCCUAGUGCACUUUCUAAAAGGUGCUGUAUUGUUGCGAAAGAACAGAAAAGGAUGGAUACGUUAUUUUGCAUUAGUAUGUUUUCAUUAGAUUCAGAGAAGAAACACGAAGCGAGACUUGUUCUUAAGUCUCACUUUACUAUCUUAAUUUCCCUGAUAGCUUAUCUUAAAUUGUGCUCUCACACAACUACUUCAUACAAGAACAGUGAAGAAAUGACGCUCUGCAACCCGCGCUCAUACCAUAACGAUUUAUGAUAGAUUGAAAAAUAUUUAUUGUCUGGGCAGCCAAUGGUGAUGCGGAUCUAACUCUGACCAAUAGCCCUGUACAAUGUGCCGCAGAGGACGGAUCUUGACUUUCACGUCCAAUAAAAAAAGAGGAAAGGGAAACGCACAAUUUGCAUAAGGCUUCUAUAAGUAGAGGGGCUGCCGCUAUUAUACUGUACUGUUAUUAGGUAUUUAGGGAUUGAGGAGUAGCGUACAUCGAGUAUUUUAAAAUACAAUAAUUUUUAUCAAGAUGCCUGAGCCAGCAAAAUCUGCUCCCGCUCCCAAGAAGGGCUCUAAAAAAGCUGUUACUAAGACUCAAAAGAAGGGCGAUAAGAAGCGCAGAAAGACUAGAAAGGAGAGCUAUUCCAUCUACGUGUACAAAGUGCUGAAACAAGUUCACCCGGACACCGGUAUUUCCUCUAAGGCCAUGGGGAUCAUGAACUCCUUUGUGAACGACAUCUUCGAGCGUAUCGCUGGGGAAGCGUCUCGUCUGGCUCAUUACAACAAACGUUCAACCAUCACUUCCCGGGAAAUCCAGACCGCUGUGCGCCUGCUUCUGCCGGGGGAGUUGGCCAAACACGCUGUGUCUGAGGGCACUAAGGCCGUCACCAAGUACACCAGCUCCAAAUAAAUCGUCUGCUGUAAGAGUACGAACACCUAUAACCCAAAGGUUCUUUUAAGAGCCAUCCAUUUCCUCAUCCAAAGAGCUCUGAUAUCAUUAACUGUUCGUGCUUAUGUUUUUCAAACGCAGUGUAUUUUUUUAAAAGUGCUUUAGUCUCCGGCGACUUGUGAAAGCAUUUUUUUAAAUUGCGUAUGUCCCCUAAAUCGAGAGGAGGUGGGGACUGAUUUCGCUUUAGUAAAUAGCAUUAAGUCCAUUUAAACUAUAUCGGGGUUUCAAAUUGUAAUGAAAAAUGUCGGUGUCCCUCGUUCUCGUUUCCCCACUUCCCAAGCAAUAGUCGAUGAGGUGUCAUCCCCACCAGAUAUAAAAUGGCUAAACGGUUUGUCCGGUAAAUAAAAUU